Lasiodiplodia theobromae is the source of this 4185-nucleotide messenger RNA. Its product is annotated as Target of rapamycin complex 1 subunit mip1. The transcript has 5 exons. Gene Ontology annotation, biological process: cellular response to amino acid stimulus; cellular response to starvation; TOR signaling. The coding region runs from base 1 to 4185 and encodes 1394 amino acids. The record is from RefSeq and is a predicted model, not a curated record. NCBI's taxonomy places the organism in Eukaryota, Fungi, Ascomycota, Dothideomycetes, Botryosphaeriales, Botryosphaeriaceae. Gene Ontology annotation, cellular component: cytoplasm; TORC1 complex. Gene Ontology annotation, molecular function: protein-macromolecule adaptor activity; protein binding.
AUGAGGGUUCUCACGUCAACGCCUGGGGCGAAUCAUCCUCAAUCCGCCGACCUCCCGCCUUCACACGUCAACGACCCGCACCCCGACCGCCGAGACGACGCACCAAGCCCGCGCUCAUCAUCUGCCACCAGAGCGCGCGAGCGCCGUAGCGGAACCAUGGCCGAACCUCGCGUGAAUGGCGCAAACGGAUCUGCGCCCGCACGACCGCUGAUGCUGCGCGCAAAGAGCGACUUUGGGCCGCGACACAACGAGCACCAAGACCGAGACGAGGACGAACACGAGAAUGGAGAUGCGGAGUGGACAAUCCGCCACGGCUGGGAGUCUCAGCUCACCUCGGAGGAAUACCAGAACCUGUUGAGCUCGACCUUUUUCAUGUACUUCACCGACAAGAAGCAUGAAACGAAUGGAAAUCCGAAGGACGACAGCGAGACCUACCCGCUCCAGGAAUGGCGCAUGAAGGACAGGCUGAAGACAGUCUCGGCUGUGCUGGCCCUUUGCCUGAACAUUGGCGUGGACCCUCCGGACGUCAUAAAGACCAAUCCGUGCGCGAAAUUGGAGUGCUGGAUUGACCCUACCAUUUCAACCGGUACCUCCGGUCACACGCCUAUGAACAACAUCGGCAAGGCGCUGCAGACCCAGUAUGAGCAACUCAGCAUGCGCACCCGCUACAAGCUCUGCCUUGACCCGACUGUCGACGAGACGCGCAGGUACUGCUCCACAUUGCGUAAGAACGCCCGCAAUGAGCGUGUUCUAUUCCACUACAACGGCCAUGGCGUGCCGAGGCCGACCUCGUCGGGAGAGAUAUGGGUCUUCAACAGGAAUUACACUCAGUACAUUCCCAUCUCACUAUACGAUCUACAGUCGUGGCUAGGCGCACCGAGUCUUUUCGUGUAUGACUGCUCUGAUGCAGGUCUCAUCAUUCAGAAUUUCAACAAAUUUGCCGAGAAGCAUGAACAAGAGAACGCCGAAGUGCUGAGAAGGGAACCCAAUGCUGAGAUCAUGGAUUUCAGCGACUGCAUACAUCUGGCAGCCUGCAGAGAAAAGGAAACUCUGCCCACCAAUCCUGACCUUCCAGCUGACGUAUUCACGUCGUGCCUGACAACACCCAUUGAGAUGGCUGUCCGGUUUUUCAUUCUCCAAAAUCCCCUGCCAACCGGGAUAACGCUCCAGGAUGCGGCAAACAUUCCAGGACGUGUUUCUGAAAGGCGUACUCCGAUUGGUGAGCUGAAUUGGAUAUUCACUGCUAUCACAGACACUAUUGCAUGGAACUCGUUGUCCAAGCCACUAUUCAAGAAGCUCUUCCGCCAGGAUCUGAUGUGCUACCCCGAGAUCCCCGAGACUCAUGAUCACCCGCUGUGGAAGAGCUGGGACUUGGCUGUUGAGAUGAUCCUCGCUCAGUUGCCGAAUUUGAUCGCUGCAGAGCGAGGAGAGAAGCAAUACGAAUAUCAGCACUCCAACUUCUUUGCGGAACAGCUCACCGCUUUCGAGGUAUAUCUCGACCAAGGAGGCGCCAUGGAGCAGAGAGUACCCGAGCAACUUCCUAUUGUCCUGCAGGUCCUCCUCAGUCAAGUCCAUCGUCUCCGUGCUUUGAUCUUGCUCAGCAAGUUCCUGGAUCUUGGACCAUGGGCCGUGAACCUAGCCUUGAGCAUCGGUAUCUUCCCUUACGUUCUAAAACUUCUACAGUCACAAGCCAUGGAACUGAAGCCCGUCAUGGUUUUCAUCUGGGCGCGCAUCUUGGCGGUUGACCAGUCAUGUCAGACCGAUCUGCUCAAGGAUAACGGAUACACCUACUUUAUCAGCAUCCUCAACCCUAACUCAGGCAUCCCAAUCGGUAAUCAAAGCGAGCAUCGUGCUAUGUGUGCGUUCAUUGUUGCCAUGUUCUGCAAGGAUUUCCACCAAGGCCAGGUCGUUUCGCUAAGUCCAGAUGUCUUUGAAAGCUGUCUGGGCCACCUUGGAGAUCUUCACAAUCCCCUUCUCCGUCAAUGGUCAUGCCUGUGUCUGAGCAUGCUGUGGGUUGACUACCCCGAGGCCAAGUGGACUGGUAUCCAAGUUCAGGCCCAUCAACGCUUGCUUUUCCUGCGGACAGAUCCGGUCGCUGAGGUGAGGGCUUCAAUGCUACAUGCCCUUACUACUUUCUUGGGCAUUCCCGAUGUCACCCCCCAGGUCGCGCAAAUCGAGGAGUCAAUCGCCGGGAACCUACUAUUCAUGGCACAUGAUGGUAACAGCAUGGUCCGGAAAGAGCUCCUGGUCUUCUUCUCCACCUUUGUUGCACGAUAUGACAACAAGUUCGUCGUUGCUGCUUUCAAGCAACUACAGGAAGAGCGAAAUGCGCUUCGAAAAGCACACGAGGGUGCUGAAGAGGUCAAUGGCGACGCACAAGUCUUGGGAACUCGGUCCAGCCCGCAAGAUGGAACAGAGUCGCCCAGCAGCCUGCCGCAGAAUACCGUUUUUUCGGCUAUGUGGAAGGAUAUCCUUAUCCUUUCAGUGGAUCCUAACCCGGAGGUGGCAGACAAUGCUUGCAUAAUAGUCGACUACGUGCUCAACGCAGUCCUUGAGUCACCUCUCGCUUCGUACGCGCAGGCUCUAAUGGAUGAAAUCGCCCAGAUCAGUGCUGAAGCCAAGAAGAAGGCUCCUCGCAGCUCAUACGCAGACCAGUCUCAUUCCGUGCCGCAACCAUCCCAGUCAGCUGAACCGUCUACUCCAUCAAAGCAAGACGGCUUCUUGUCUGCCGGCAUGCGCAGGACUGCAAGUGUCGCCGCAUCUCUCAAGAACUUGGCAUUCGGCUCUCACUCAAGCUCCGACGGCAGUCCGGUGAACAGCAUGAAGAGCCCAACUAGGUCUAAUACGGUUGGGUCGCGCGGGCGGAUUCCGAGCGAGUGGAACCGUCCGCCUGACGAAAAGGACUCGAUCCGUACAGCAGCAUCAUCCAACGCCCCGGACAAAGUCCCGGCAACGCGGACUUACAGGCGGCGUAACCUUCACCAGAAGCCAAGCAUACCUUUGAAGAGCAAGUUCUUCGAAUGGUCAGCGGAAUACUUCCGCGAGCCCCAAAUGAAGCCUACCGAGGCCGACGAACCCGGCAGCAUGGACUACAACAUGCGGCUGUGGCGUCGUAAUCGGAAUGACAAGAUAAUCGCUGAGACGCAGCCGCUGAAGGAUGUUGCGGGAAGCAACCGGUGGGAUCGGCCGAAGGGAUUCUUCAACAAUGGCAGCCAGCCUAUGAAAAUGUGCUUCCAUCAGUUUGAGGAACACCUUAUCGUCACUGACGAUAGCGACACUGUUUGCGUCUGGGACUGGGAACGCCAGACUCGCCUCAACCGAUUUUCGAACGGCAACCCGGUCGGAUCGAAGAUGACGGAAGUCAAGUUCAUCAACGAGGAUGACCAGGCGUUGUUGAUGACCGGUUCGUCUGACGGCGUCAUCAAGCUUUACCGUGACUAUGAGAACCCGAACAAGGUAGAGCUUGUAUCAGCUUUCCGGGCCCUGACCGAUCUAGUUCCCAGCAACAGAUAUGCUGGGCUCGUCUUCGACUGGCAGCAAGGUCGUGGCCACAUUUUGGUGGCGGGUGAUGUUCGCGUGAUCCGCGUGUGGAACGCUGGGAGCGAGACAUGCACGCAGGAUAUUAACGCCCGAUCGGGCUCAUGCAUCACCUCGCUUACAUCGGACCAAGUCGAAGGACAGGUGUUUGCAGCGGGCUUCGGCGACGGCGCAGUGCGCAUCUACGACCAGCGCAUGGAAAAGAAACGUGAAAUGGUAAAGGUCUGGAAGGAGCACAAGCAGUGGAUCACAAACAUCCACCUCCAACGCGGCGGCCAACGCGAGCUUGUUAGCGCCUGUCGCGACGGCGAAGUCAAACUGUGGGAUAUCCGCAUGGAUCGCAGUGUAAAGACGGUUCAAGCGACGAGAGACACGCUCAGAAGCUUGAGCGUGCACGAGCAUGCGCCAGUCUUUGCAGUUGGUACCGAGCGUCAUGUAGUCAAGCUCAUGAACCUGAACAGCGGCAAGCACCUGUCAAACUUUGAGCCAUACUCAGGUUUCUUGCAAAACAAGCGGUAUACCCCCAUCUCGACGACAGCCUUCCAUCCACACAGGAUGAUGAUUGCAGGCUCCGCUCUGCACGACUCACACAUCAACAUUUACGAGUGCAGCGGGCUGGGCAACUAUCUCGACGGCGACCGCGAGUGA